UUUACUCCGGCGCACUGCUGGAGCUUGCAGUGCACAUUGCAUUGUCCUUCUCGACGGCAAGGGCGGUUUGGUGUUGGGGCGAGAGAAGAGGGCGUCGUCGUUAUCCGGGCGCAUAAGCUGAUUUGCUCCCAGCGGAGGACGGACGGUCGAGGGGAUCUCGCGGACGCUAGCCAGCCAUGUCAUUGGCUCCGCACGAGACCUUGGGCUCCCGUACCGUCGAGGCCGAGCCGCAGCUGGAAGAAGACGAGGUCAAGCCGUCACAACAAGAGGAGGGUCAUUUUUUCGAGGCUGCAGCAGCAACGAGGAAAGGCAAGCCAGGUCCACCCUCUUUCGUUUCGCCCUCCGAAGCGGACGGCAUGGCGGUUGACACGGUACAGGACGGCAUGGACAACUCGUCGGAUGAUCCUACCGGAAAACUGUCACCGCGAUCACCGAUCCCAAACGCGGAAAAAGUACCCCCUCGAUUGGCGGACGACGAGAUAGAAUCUCUACCACCCACUCGACUGGGGGACCUGACGCUCCCGCUGCUGGAAUCGUAUGACCCAACCAGGUCGCCGCCGGUAUGCCUUCCGCCCUCCGCCUCAACCGGGUACACCGAUGAAGUCGACGCGGUCAGCCCAGCCGGUAGCGCAACUUCUCCAACCAGCAGCAGACACAAGGUCCACGAAACGCUCGCGUUUUCGGACGUGGGGCCAGAGGGAGCAGGCGCACCAAGGGGUAAAGAGGGUCAACAUGUUGCUGCUAUUUCGCCGCCCGCACACACGUUGCUCCACCUUCCGCGCGGGAGGCCCGCGCCGUUUUUCGUCGACAGUUACGAGGAGCCCGCCAACGAGAUAAAGGCUUGAUGACGGGACAGUGUUGAGUUCCACGCGAUUUCGAUAUUAGGUUGCUUUUGGGUGACGCUUUUUACCCCCACACCUACCCCCAACCUUAUACCCGUCUCCGAAUUCGGACGACGAUACGAAUGACACCAGUCGUGCUUAGCGUCCACCUUUUUGUAAGUAUUCUCUACUGAAGGUGAAGCACGUCCCAUCAAAAGGGCGGGCAGGCCCACGAGAAAAUAAUGUGUGGGUAUCUGAGAGGGUCAUUAACUAAGUUGCGCUUGCGAUUGGCCAUCCACAUCAUCGUUUACCAUAGUCCAUUGAGCGUUGAGCACGAAAAGCCAGCUGAAUUGUUGUAAACCUAGAAGAACGAAUUGGCGUUCGCGUUGCGACCCUUCCUGCUUGCGAGGGAACCACACGUAGUCUCUUGAACACGCUAGGACAGUAGGAAAAACGUGCUGUGUUGUGUUUGAGUUUCCUUUGUCAAAUGUUGCUUGAGAGCUUCGAUCGACGAUCCCGAACAAUUUACCUCCUGGGUGUUGCGUCAGUGCCAUGGUGAAGCUGCUGAGAAGCUUGCAGUUCGUUCUGUGGUUUCACAGAGAUUGUGGGCGUUUAUUGCCGACAUGCCGCGGGGUGCAGAGUGCCGAGAUCGGGAGGUGUAGACUAUUUGGUUAAUUUUGGGGGGGAACUCUGACGGUGUAUUCCAUUGGUAGAAAAACUCUAUCGAGCUGAUCGGAUGAACGUAUCCUCGCGAUUUUCUGAAUGUAUUGCUUAGCUGAAUCUUCAUUAUGUGGUAUUUUGCGAUAUUUCUUCCCCUUGCUAGGUGCCCUGUCCUAUAGCACGAAGUUUGGGUGGAAGGUUUGACCAUCCGUACCGGUGCUUGUCGGGGGAUUUGGUCUUGCUUUGGGCAUUCGUCGGGGCCCUUGAACAUUGUUACACUACUGUAGCUCGUGAUUAUUCGUUUUUUUAUUAAAGCCCGGGGAUAACCCCAGCCUCAUCUCAAGUCAACUUUGUUUGGCUAGUAGGGAGGGAGCAAUACAUUUGGCUGAGUAGGGGCGUGGCCAGGGGAAGAGAGAGAACGUUUGUUCGUGCGGAGUAUGGCGCGAAGUGGCCGGACGUAUCACGAGGAGCGGCAGCAACAGCAGCGGACACAACCACGCGGCAACCCCGCUCGUUCUUCCUCUGCGCAGAGGGCGAGGGGAGUCUCCGUCUCUGUCUCACUCUCCAUGAAGAGAAACGAUGGUG
This is a messenger RNA of Ectocarpus sp. CCAP 1310/34, 2066 nucleotides long. Lineage: Eukaryota; Phaeophyceae; Ectocarpales; Ectocarpaceae. The record is from the annotation of a GenBank genome assembly.